Penicillium macrosclerotiorum is the source of this 3252-nucleotide messenger RNA. Its product is annotated as Fibronectin type III domain protein. The record is from RefSeq and is a predicted model, not a curated record. Gene Ontology annotation, molecular function: protein binding. The transcript is spliced from 3 exons. The coding region runs from base 1 to 3252 and encodes 1083 amino acids. Lineage: Eukaryota; Fungi; Ascomycota; Eurotiomycetes; Eurotiales; Aspergillaceae.
AUGUAUGAGCCACUCUAUCUCGCCUUCGACGCCUACCCGACCGUCAUCCCGCGAGUGAGAGUGCGAGGGGUCAUGGCUCUUUUCCUGGCGGUCUCAAUCCUAUGGGCCUUGAUCUGGCUUCUAUAUCGUGCAUGGCAGGUCUGUCAGACCCCCAAUGAUGUUCUCGUGGAGAAGUUGGGUCUCGACAUUCCACCACCACCUGAGGUGACCCUCGAAGAGAUCACAGCUCGUGAGAUCCGCCUGGCUUGGAAGCAGCCAGACUUCCACAAUUCCAUACAUAAGCAUAUAAUUCAAGUGAAUAAUGUGAAAGUUGGCGAAUCAAAACGUGCAGAAACCGCAGUCGAAAUUUUGAACCUUGUACCAGGAAGCAUUUACCAUAUUUGCGUUCUUUCCGUCAGCGCAGCAAACUUCCAGACACCCAGCGCGAUCCUCCAUGUUCGAACAAAAUCUCUUUCGCUAUCCCGAGCCCAACAAGAUGCUAUCACUGGUGGCCCAACGAUUCGAGCAUCCAUUCCCAGAUCUACUGCUGGCUUGCCAACUCCAUCUGCACCUGUCAUGUCGCGCGAACACAGCGCCGGUCAGAUGCCAGGCAAACGACCUUCGGCGGGACGCAAACUGUCUCCUGCCACAGGGAAUAUGGAUUUUGCGCAUGGUCAUUCUGACGAAUCGCACAAAGGCCCAAAGAGUGAUCGGGAUGGGACGUUAGAGCAAUUGGCGGAUCGUUUAAAAAACUUGCAACAAGAAAAUGACAGUAUGGAAAAGCAAGGCGUGGAGGAAGAAGAUGAACAUAUUGCGCUACUCAAGGAUCUCGAGAAACAGCGCGAUGAACUCAAAAAGCGCGUGAGAGAAAAGGAUGAAGUCAGUGGUGAUCUCAAAAAACAUGUCUCAAAGCUUGAAAGUGUCAAUCGCACUGUGCAGAGCGAGAAGACAAAGCGUAUGAGGUUGCUUCAACAAAAAGAAGCGGAGCGCAAAAAGCGCAAGAAUGAUAUUUUGCGCUGGCAAGAGAAGAUCAAUCGCAUGACUUCUGAUGCCGCACAGGCAAAGGAAGACAAGGCUCGCUUGGAGGAAGAGGGCAAGAAACGAGCUGACGAAGUUCGUGAGAAAAUUGCGAGGGAGCAAGCGGAGAUGAAAACUAUCGAUGAUGAGAUUCAAGACAAGGGAGGACGAAUCAAGAAGCUUGAGGAUGAGAGAAAGGGGCUUCAAGAUGGAGAGAGUGAGGACGGCAAGGAGCUGGAUCGGAUCGAUAAUGAGCGUGCUCGUCAAUGGGAGCUCAAGUUAAACCAGUUGCACGGUCGAUAUGCCACUCUCGUUAACCUUCACGCUCAGGCGCAGCAGCAAUAUCAAGAAGCUCAGGAGCGGCUGAAAUGGCUUACCAACCAGCGACCUGGAAGCUCGGGUCUUUUUUCAUUGCCUGCCUUGGAUCUGGACUUGUCGAACAAUGCUACGAUCCGGCCUCGUCGUCACCGCAGCUCUUUGGCCAGCAAUGUCUCCUCGCCUGUCAACUUCCCUGGAAUUGAAACAACAUUCCCUACGAGCCUCAAUUACAAUCCCCCUUCGACCAAUUCGCCUACCUUCCCUCCAAGCUCUUCCUUCUUCAAUAUCAGUAACGGAAUGACCCUCCCUGGCCUAUCUGAUCCUCCUGAGAUAAUGCGAUCCGACAUGGAAAGCGCAUUCAAUAACCCACAAAUGAGCCCUCGUGCAGAUGCUUUGCUUCCAUCGGAUCUUCUAGGUGAUGAAGAAUCACCUGAAUUCCCUCGACCGCUGACGCGUCCACGAUUUGCCACUAUGGAUACACCUAGCAAUCCCUUGGAUAGUUUUGUCGUUGGACCGGCAUCUCCUGUUUCCUCUGGAAGUAGGCCUGGAAGUAUCUUUGCCAGUCCACUCGAAUCGCACACGCGACAGGGCUCCGAUUCGCAGCCGGUGGGAUUGUCUGAGGCUGGAGAAGCCUCGAAAAGUGCGUCUAGGAGGCUCUCUGGCCUUUUUGGAUUUCAUCGACCUCGUGGGAAGACGUUGGCCGAUGAGCCGCCUAUGCUGGGCAGCCUAAAGCCAGGACAAAGUCAAUCAUUCCCAAGGAACGUUGAUGAGAUUGACCCAAUAGGCUCGCGCCGUCGCCGAUUGAGCUAUACGGGCAAUUGGGCCAAUCCGAUGUCCUUAUUCCCACGAAGCAACACCGCAGGAGUGACCACUGAUAGCUCUUCAGACCAUGCCCCGUCCCGACGGGCUGCGUUCACCAGUAUAUUCUCAUCUAGUAAAUUCGGUUUUGGUAGCGCUGGCAAUCGUGGAGCCUCUGACCUGAGCACUGGGUACAACCAAUUCAGUCCCCGGCAUGAUCCCAUUGAUCCAUCAUCCCUGCUUGGAAAUGUUCGUCGUGGCUCUCUUUCUCCUCGUCCUUCAUCGACCUUCUCCUUUGACAAUCAAAACCAGCUUCCUCAUCCCUCUACGGACAACCGUCAUUUUGGGUGGCCAUCGGCAGAAAUAGCACACCGCAAUAGCCCCCUCGGUUUAGAUUGGGCUUCGCCUUCGACAUGGUCCAGAGCCCCAUCCCGUCGCCCUUCCAUUCAAUACGGGUCGUCUGGCCAUCUCCCCCUUGGACUUACAGGUGAGCCUGAUUUCGUGGAGGAUUCAUACGACCGCCAGCUUCGACCGCUCCAGGCACCGAUUGGCACUCGGCCGUCGUCAUCUCACAGGCCGAUCACUCCGAAGCUGAAUCCCGCCGCGCCUACGUUUCGCGCUAUCUUCACUGGCAAGAAAUCAGAGAAAGGAAAGGACAAGGACAAGGAUUCUGACGUUCCCUACGAUCUUCAUAUGUACGAUGGAUCUCCAUCCGAGCCUCGUACCUCCCGCGACUCGCGCUCAUUGUCCCAUUUCACUGGUGACUCCUAUGAAUCCCUAGAACGCAUGCCAUCUGGCACAUCGGUGGAAAAUGCGUCCAAAGAAUCUUUCAUCCGCAAGAUCACUCGGAAAGGCAGCUCCAGCAAAUUCAGUUCCUGGAAAGACCGUUCUGGUCUUUUCUCCAAGAAGGGCGACUCCUCGCAAGGUGACAUUGAUGAGGAUGCCGCUAGUGAAGCUCAGCUGGGGAAGAGUGUGGACAGCACCGUCUCCAGUGCGCCAUCUGGUGAUCGCUCCACCCGGAGUAGCCUAGGGUUUUUCUCUCGCAAGUCGCGGAAGUCCGACAAGGCGAGCGAGACGAGUGAGCGGGCUAGUGAAACUGGCGAUGAGGAAAUUUCUAUUCCCGAGAUCGCUGAACCCUGA